UGUAGGUUAGCCACCCUUCUCUUACCUAUCACCGAGAAUUACAAAAUUACAAUUCUACAUCUUAUUCUAUUCUACUCUACACACACAUAUUACUGUCUCCUCGUCUACAAAAAUGGUCCACAUAGCUGCACCCAACCAGCUGUAACUUGCAACAACAUUAGGUCUAAAAACCCAUCAAUUGAGCCAAAAAAAAAAAAAAAAAAAACCGAGGACCGGAUCGUCUCGUUGCCGGGCCAGCCGGAGGUGAGCUUUGCUCAAUUCUCAGGCUAUGUUACGGUGAACAAGAAGCACGGGAGGGCUCUUUUCUACUGGCUCACUGAGGCGACUUCUCACUCCAACAGAAAACCCUUGGUUCUUUGGCUCAAUGGAGGUCCGGGUUGCUCUUCGGUGGCCUACGGCGCUUCAGAAGAGGUCGGGCCGUUUCGGAUCAACAGAACCGGUUCCACGCUCUAUCUCAACAAGUUCUCAUGGAAUAGAGAGGCCAACCUUCUGUUUCUUGAAUCACCGGCUGGUGUGGGUUUCUCUUACACAAACACUAGCUCCGAUCUGAAGACCUCCGGCGAUGAUCGCACUGCUCAAGAUGCGCUUGUAUUUCUCAUACAAUGGAUGGAGAGAUUCCCACAGUACAAGCAUAGAGAUUUCUACAUUGCUGGAGAAAGCUAUGCAGGGCACUAUGUACCUCAGCUGGCGAAGAAAAUUCAUGAUCACAACAAAGCUUCUUCGAAUCCCUCCAUCAAUCUCAAGGGAUUCAUUGUAGGCAACGCAGUCACAGACAACUACUACGACAGCCUUGGCACAGUCUCCUACUGGUGGACACACUCCAUGAUCUCAGAUCGAACCUAUCGAUCAAUAAUCUCCAGUUGCAACUUCACCUCCUCAAACACUUCUCAUGAGUGCGACCAUGCAAUGAACUAUGCCAUGAACCAUGAGUUCGGCGACAUCGAUCAGUACAGCAUCUAUACUCCCUCGUGCCCUGCUGCCACUGCCUCUUCGUCUUCCAACUCGACAUCUCCGUUCAGGUUCAAGAAUACUCUACUUCGAAGAAGACGGUAUGGAUAUGAUCCAUGCACUGAGAAUUAUGCUGAGAAGUAUUACAAUCGGCCAGAGGUUCAGAGGGCAAUGCAUGCAAAUUUGACCGGGAUUCCUUAUAGAUGGACUGCGUGCAGUGACGUGCUGAUCAAGGAGUGGACGGAUUCGCAGUUUUCUAUGCUGCCUACGUACAAGGAGUUGAUUGCAGCAGGGCUAAGAAUAUGGGUUUUCAGUGGAGACACGGACUCUGUUGUUCCAGUAACUGCAACGAGGUUUUCAAUCAGCCAUCUCAAUUUGAAGGUCAAGGUCCCUUGGUAUCCAUGGUACUCCCAUAGACAGGUUGGAGGAUGGACUGAAGUUUAUGAAGGACUUACAUUUGCGACAGUAAGAGGAGCAGGACAUGAGGUCCCUCUAUUCCAACCAAAGAGAGCAUUUCAGCUGUUUCGAUCUUUUUUGACAGGGAACCCAUUGCCCAAGUCCUAGGAGCUCCCUCUUUCUCUCUGCAACUGUCUUUCCAUCAAAAGGAAAACCAAUUUAUGGAUUGAUCAUAAGGUAUAGAGAUGUAGAAGCCACUUACAGAUAUCUGGAAUUGUUCGUUUUGUAGCCUGAAGGAUAUCAGAAAGCUGGCGUUGGCACUGAUAAGUCUUUCAUGAGCACAAAAGUUUCUCCCAUACAACUCAUGGGUCAUAAAAUUGUAAGCAAAUUAUUUAUUGAACUUUUGAUUUGCUUCUUUCCGCAGUUCAUUAUUCAUGUUAGUGCACUGCUGUACUUUAUCAAACAUGAAGAGCAUAUAUAUUUUUUGCUCAUUUUUAAUUAGCCAGAGCUACUGACUAGUACUCAAAAUUGUUAUUGUAUCAUUGUUAGCAUUGCAAUCAUGGCCUACUUACAGCAAAUUGUGCUGAUAA
Molecule: messenger RNA, 1934 nt
Organism: Asparagus officinalis (garden asparagus)
Lineage: Eukaryota; Viridiplantae; Streptophyta; Magnoliopsida; Asparagales; Asparagaceae
Product: serine carboxypeptidase 24
Exons: 9
Biological process (GO): proteolysis; brassinosteroid mediated signaling pathway
Cellular component (GO): vacuole
Molecular function (GO): serine-type carboxypeptidase activity
Source: RefSeq, a predicted model, not a curated record